Messenger RNA from Lentinula edodes (shiitake mushroom), 1532 nucleotides. RefSeq lists its product as uncharacterized. Lineage: Eukaryota; Fungi; Basidiomycota; Agaricomycetes; Agaricales; Omphalotaceae. Bases 149 to 1198 code for a protein of 349 amino acids. The transcript is spliced from 5 exons. The record is from RefSeq and is a predicted model, not a curated record.
CCAUUAACACCUUGCAUUUGUUGUUCAAGGAAAGUUCCAAGACGACGAAGAAUACGUUCCGUGGCCCGAUUAUCAACCUGAAAAUGAACUUGCCAGGACGCUUAUAUUAUUCAAAGUGAAUCUUGUUGAAGAGGACGCAAGAAAAUAUAUGGCAAGACACAUGGGAAUGCACCCUGCUCGCAACAAAGAGGGUAACAGGAUUGCAGAAUCUGUUCUCAUUGGGCCGGGCGGGAAAGUAAAGCUCCUUGGUUGGACUUCUGUCACUCGCCCCAGAGUCAAUUUUACUUCUGCUGCUGUCUCUCUCAAACUCAUCGACCAAGAUUUAAACCUGGUUGCCGCAAGGCUCAAGCGGUUGGAAAACCGCCAGCAGGUCUUGAGGGACUUUGUUGCGUCCGGGGCAGCCUUUCUCAAAAUCAAACGGCGUCGGGUCUCUGAAGAUCCUUUGACUGAUUAUCAUUCCCAUCUUGGGUUCCUUUACUGUACUUGCUGCUCUGGGCCUCUGUCUGUACGAGCCAGGUGGACACCGCACAUUCAUUUUACUGUCACUGCAACUUACGAAGACGAAACAUCAACUGCAACGGCCCUUGACAUCACAAUGAAACCGAAAUCGCACCGUUUGCAUUGCGCAAAGGUCUCCAUCAAUCCUGGAAUCACAUUGAUAUCGAGUAUACUCUUUCCACAAAGCUAUGAACCGGUAGAUAUCUCUAUCAUGUAUCAUGCAUCUGCAAAUCCUCAUCACAUCAGUUUUGAGCAUCUUUCCGAAUACAGUAACCGGUACAACAUACAAUAUUACCCAAACUUGAAUAACGAUGAAAACACAGCCCAACUUUAUCUGCUUAUUCAUCCUGGCUUAAAUCAGUAUGGGAAACCAUUCUUUGAAGUACAUUUCCAAUUCGAAGGACAGAAUGGAAUGUCCGUCUCAGAAGCGGAGGCGAAGGGCAUCUUCGUCGAACAGCAGUCAGAACAAUGCCUAUUCCGCGAUUUCUCUGCCGGACAAGAGCAUUUUCCGCUCCUAUGUGAACACAUGGAAUUGGAUCCCUUCAAAGAGUAUUACCCACAGGCCCUCGAGGAGCAGGGAGUUUCAGCAUUUGAUGACCACCAUCCUGACUUGGAAUUACGUAAAGAAGAUCAGGAAUACGGACACCCAUCACAUCCAACAGCUCAAGAUGAAUCUACAGCUUACUAUUUCACCAAAUAAAAAUCUAUUCACAUCUGUUUUGAACUCGGGGGUGGUCAGCCUGCAUUAUGUCGUCUGGAUGCUUAUGUUCCUCGCAGCUUUCUAAUCUCUACAGCAUGUAGUUUGAAGAUGACAGAUGGCCCAUUCGAUUCUUCUAGGAAAUCCCCUGUGACGUCUUUAGGAGUUACUUUGGAUUCGGAGAGAGCUAUCUAUUCUGGCGCUAUUUUGCAAUGAAUCAGAAGGGAAACAGGAGAAGGCUUGAAGACCUCACUAAGGGGGCUGAGCCUCGUGCUUGCCUGGGGUUGAGAUAUACUUAUCAUUGACAUGCCACUGUGGUAGCCAGUGAUUACCUGUU